Messenger RNA from Rhagoletis zephyria (snowberry fruit fly), 1203 nucleotides. The record is from RefSeq and is a predicted model, not a curated record. NCBI's taxonomy places the organism in Eukaryota, Metazoa, Arthropoda, Insecta, Diptera, Tephritidae.
AUGGCAUCAAAGCGAAAUAUAGCGCCCACUCCCACUGUAUCCAAUACGGUUAAUGUUGAUGAAAUUGGUCACAAGUUUCUCGACAAUGCAACUACCUUCAACAUGGUGAACUUUCCGUCCGAAUACACGCCGUCUUUCAAAUCAAAGAAAGGACGAGUAAAACCACCAAAAGAUGAAGAUCCCAGUCUGCGACGAUUUCCCUGCAAGUUUGCGGGUUGCGAUUACGUUGCAAAGUAUCGGUCUAAUUUGUGGGAUCACAAAAAGACACACACGGGCGAAAAACCCUACCCCUGUUCUUGGCCUUCUUGUAGCAUGCGCUUUUGCCAAACCCACCAACUCAAGUUGCAUUUGCGCUCUCACACCGGAGAGCGGCCCUAUGUUUGCACCUAUCCCGGCUGCAACUCUGCUUUUAGUCAAAAACCCGGACUGAUGUCUCACACAUUGAUCCACACUGGCGAAAAGCCGUUCAAGUGCGAUUUUCCCGGUUGUCACUGGGCUUUCCGCCUCAAAGGCGCACUUACCGAUCACAAGAAAGCCAUUCACGAAAAGUCGAAAAAGUUCGCUUGUAAGUGGCCUGGUUGCGACAAGCGAUUCCUUCAGCAAUGUCACUUGAAAAAGCACAUUAUGGGCCACGCUAACAUCAAACCCUUCAGCUGUGACUGGCCCGACUGUGGCUACAAGGCAGUCACUCAAGCUUAUGUCACGAACCAUCAAAAGACUCACACUGGCGAGAAAAACUACAAGUGCAACUAUUGCAACAAGCUAUUCGUCAAGAGUAACCAUGUCAAUCGUCACCGACAGCAAUGCCACCCUGAACUCUUUGGGAAGGGUAAAAUGAGUGAGGGAGAAGAAAAAGAGGAGAAACAGUAUGAACAAGUUUAUGACGUUAAGAAGGAGUCGGCAACUCCCCCUCAAAUACUGUACUUGAGUGAAGAAGAAGGUGCUACCACCUUUUACAUUCAGUCAAAGGAAGAGGAAGAAAUGGUGAGUGAUGAAAGUUUGGCUCAGUUUAUCAUCAACGGCUCAGUGGUCACUUCGGACACCGGCGAGCAGUUUCUCAUUUCAACCAGUGCCGAUUCCGGGGAGUUGCAGGCAGUUAAGAUUGAGCUGAAGCAGGAGAUGAGCAAUGAGGACGUGGUAGCGGCUGACGGACCCAGAGUUGUUGCUCACGGAAAUGACAUUUCAGAGGAAGCGCUAUCUUGA